GCGCGCGCUGAGGGCGGGGCUGAGCCCUCGACAGGGCCAGCGCGCAGGCGCACUCUCGGAAGGAGGCGGCGGGCGGGAAGCCUGAGGGCCGGCGGGGUCUUUGAGAACAGCGGGAUUGCAUUGUCAUAACAGACAACCACACUCUGAUUCUACACUUGGAAGCUACAGAAAAGUGAGAACACCUUGAAUAUUGACAUUUUUCUCUGCUCAAGGAAAGAGUUUUGAGGUGAAUGAAGUGUGCCUCUUUGAAAGUACUUUUAAGAAGCAUCUGUGGCCCGUCCUUUCUUUGUAGUCCCAGGGAAGAGAAAGCAUGAAAGAAUGGCAGUCAAUGGCCAUCGCAGUCCUGCUAGGACUGACAGUCCGAUGGGUGGUCUCUCUGAAUUCUUACUCAGGUGCUGGAAAACCUCCUAUGUUCGGAGAUUAUGAAGCCCAGAGACACUGGCAAGAAAUUACUUUUAAUUUACCAGUCAAGCAGUGGUACUUCAAUAGCAGUGAUAACAAUUUACAGUACUGGGGUCUAGACUACCCGCCUCUUACAGCCUACCACAGUCUUGUAUGUGCCUAUGUGGCACAGUUCAUCAAUCCAGACUGGAUUGCUCUACACACAUCCCGGGGUUAUGAGAGUAAUCAGCAUAAGUUAUUCAUGCGAUCAACAGUUUUUGUUGCUGACUUGAUGAUUUACAUACCUGCGGUGGUUUUAUACUGUUGCUAUUUAAAAGAAACUUCCACCCAAAAGAAGAUUGCGAGUGCCUUUUGCACAUUGCUGUAUCCAGGACUGCUUCUGAUUGACUAUGGACAUUUCCAAUAUAAUUGCGUGAGUCUCGGCUUGGCUUUGUGGGGCGUUCUUGGCCUGUCUCAUGACUGGGACAUCCUAGGCUCACUGGCGUUUUGUCUGGCCCUAAAUUAUAAACAGAUGGAACUUUACCACUCUUUGCCGUUCUUUUGCUUUUUGCUAGGCAAAUGCUGUAAAAGGGGCCUGAAAGGAAAGGGGUUGUUGCUGCUCAUUAAACUCAUCUGCACGGUGGCUGCUGCCUUUGCUCUCUGCUGGUUGCCCUUCUGUACCCAAGUGGAGCAGACCACCCAAGUGCUAAGAAGACUCUUCCCCAUUGGCCGGGGACUCUUUGAGGACAAAGUAGCCAAUUUUUGGUGUACUCUCGACACCCUUCUGAAGAUAAAGCACCUUCUUUCACCUCGAGCCCAGUUGAUGUUCAGCUUUCUUUUGACGUUCCUGAGCCUGCUUCCUGCAUGUCUAAAGCUAACCCUUCAGCCCAGUGUCAGAGGCUUUAAAUAUACUUUGGUUAACUGUGCGUUGUCAUUCUUCUUAUUCUCCUUCCAAGUACAUGAAAAAUCCAUCCUUUUGGUCUCAUUACCAGUCUGCUUGGUUCUGAAUGAAGUUCCGUUUAUGUCCAUAUGGUUCUUACUUGUAUCCACUUUUAGCAUGCUUCCUCUUCUUCUGAAAGACCAGCUCGCACUGGCCUCUGUGGUGACCACACUAGGCUUUGCAGUGGUUUCUGCAGCGUCCUUUCCGAUAUUCGAAGACGUUUCUGAAGAAGAAUUGCGAUUAAAGUCCUUCUCCAUGCGUGUUCAGAGGCAUGUCCCUGGUUUCAAGGUUCCGACGAAGAUGCUAAAAACUGGGUUUCUGGUGUCUGUAACAUUGAUGAGCCUUCUGACUCUGAUGAGCAUCACUGUGGAGCCUCCACACAAGCUGCCUGACCUCUUUCCUGUUUUGGUGUGUCUUGUUUCCUCUCUGCACUUUCUCCUUUUCUUGAUCUACUUUAAUGUCAUAAAUCUGUGGGAUCACAGAAAUGGAAGAAACCAGAAGAAAAUCAACUAAUUGUCCUCAGAAAAGCAGCAGAGCCAGAUGAUUUUUAAAAUGUGACUGUUGCUGAAAUUUCAUUCACUCAUGCUGUCCAAAAGGAAAAUCCCAUUGAGAAUCAUGUCUUUUAGAGCAAAGAGGUUGGUGAACAUGAGGCAGCAUGGCUGGGUGGACGGGCAGAAAUCAGGAAGCCUUCUCCCCAUAGACUUUGGCCAAGUGGCCUGAUUUGUUCUUGUGCUCCCAGGCACAUCAGCAGGGCUGGAAUUUCCACAGCUAGGGUGCCUGAUCCCAGUGAAUUCCCAAGCUUGGGCCCCAAGCCCCACAUAUGGGGACCAGAGUACAGCUAAGGUUCUUCUCUCUACUAUGCCUUAGCCACGUUAGGGUAGGGUUUCAUCCUGCCCAAGGGCUCCUUUAAGGGCUAUUUCCUAAAUCGUUGUGCUGUGGGCUUGGCUGCCCUGGUAUACCCUGGAGCUUGAUGGGAUCAUGUGGCCUUCUCUUUUUCAAGAGGACACUGAAAUUUAGAUCAACACUUGCUUUAGGACUUGUAGCGAUCCCAAAAAAGGAUGUAUGGACUUUUCCACAACUUUAAUUGGUUUCAUCAAGCUGGAAUAGUCUUUAAAAAAAUAAUCUUGGAAAAUCAAAAAUUGGGUGAUUAAAAAAGUAGACGAUACAAAAUUGUUUGAAAUUGGAUGGUUCCCAAGGACUUUCUCCUUCGGACAUAUGUGUAAUGGGCACGCACUUAUUUUUACAAGGCUUGACUACCCAGAGCACCACUUUAUUAGAUGCAACUAGAAAUCCUUUCUUUCCACUUUCAAUCCAACCUCUUCAGUAGGAGAGGCUCCUUAUUUGAAUUUCUCGUGGCUCUUGCCUCUUCUCCGUGACCUCUCCCCUUUCUGGGGUGAUGCAGUUUACUUAAGGGGUCAUCCACAGUAUUUCAUGCCUCUGGAUCCUUUUCUCAUGUGACACAAUGAAGACUGCCAAGGCCACUCCAGUAAUAACUGGGCCUCAGUAUCAUACUUCAUGUUAACAUGACCUCUUUAAUAGGGUAGAAGGAGUCACUUGCCAAAGCCCAUUUCUACCAGGGAAUCUCAGUAUGAAUACUGCAUCUCCUUCAUGUCUUAACCACUGGCCAUAGUUUCCUGUUGUACUUUGUGAUAAAAAAUAAAGCAAAUCAUGUCAUUGGCAA
Dromiciops gliroides (monito del monte) is the source of this 3002-nucleotide messenger RNA. It is a transcript of the gene ALG6, whose product is annotated as ALG6 alpha-1,3-glucosyltransferase. The coding region runs from base 311 to 1834 and encodes 507 amino acids. The transcript has 15 exons. Gene Ontology annotation, biological process: protein N-linked glycosylation. The record is from RefSeq and is a predicted model, not a curated record. Gene Ontology annotation, cellular component: endoplasmic reticulum membrane. Gene Ontology annotation, molecular function: dolichyl pyrophosphate Man9GlcNAc2 alpha-1,3-glucosyltransferase activity. Lineage: Eukaryota; Metazoa; Chordata; Mammalia; Microbiotheria; Microbiotheriidae.